AUGACGAAAGAAGAAGAAGCAACCACUGAAACGGCGAAAGAAGAGAAAACCCCGGAGCAGCUCGAGAGAGAGGCGAAGAAAAAAGCAGCCAAGGCGGAAAAGGAUGCGAAAUUCGCGGCGAAGCAAGCGGCGAAAGCAGAAAAAGCAGCUGCACAAGCAGCAGCGCAAAAAGCGAAAGCGAACGAUGAAGGUGGUGGUCAAGUGAAGAAGGAGAAGAAGAAAGCGGAAGCGAAAGGACCUUCGCCGCAGGAUGUGUUGGCGUUGGAAGACGCGCUGAAAACGGAGAGAGGGAAAAAGAAAAACACGACGACGGUUCCGAUGGCGACGAGUUAUAAUCCAGUCGCGGUGGAAGCCGCGUGGUACGACUGGUGGGAGGAGAAGAAGUAUUUCGAAGCCGUGAACGGGUCGGAGAAACCAAAGUUUGUGAUUGUGAUUCCGCCGCCGAACGUCACCGGCGCGUUGCACAUCGGGCACGCGUUGACGAACUCGAUUCAAGAUACGAUCGUGAGAUGGAGGAGAAUGAGCGGGUACGAAGCGUUGUGGGUGCCCGGGACCGAUCACGCGGGGAUUGCCACGCAAACCGUCGUCGAGAAGAAGUUGAUGAGAGAAAACGGAAUCACGAGACACGAUUUAGGGAGAGAGAAGUUUCUCGAGAAGGUGUUCGAAUGGAAAGGCGAGUACGGCGGGAAGAUUUUUAACCAGUUGAGGAGGCUCGGCUCGAGUUUAGAUUGGACGAGAGAGGCGUUUACGAUGGACGAGAAGUUAUCGAAGGCGGUAAAAGAGGCGUUCGUGAAGAUGCACGAAGACGGGUUGAUUUACAGAGAUAAUCGUUUGGUAAAUUGGAGUUGCCAGUUGAAGACGGCGAUUUCGGAUAUCGAGGUGGAUUACAUCGACGUGGAAGGACCGACUAUGUUGCAAGUCCCAGGACACUUGAAGAAAGUUGAGUUUGGGGUGAUCACGUCGUUCGCAUACAAGAUUAAAGACGACCCGAACGACGACGAGUUGGUCGUCGCGACGACGCGUAUUGAAACCAUGUUGGGCGACGUGGCCGUUGCAGUUCACCCAGAUGACGAGAGGUAUAAGAAAUACCACGGCAAAACGUUAGUUCAUCCGUUCGAUAGUUUGCGAGAAAUUCCAAUCAUUUGCGACGAAGUCUUGGUCGAUAUGGAAUUCGGUACCGGUUGCGUGAAGAUUACUCCGGCGCACGACCCGAACGAUUUCCAAACUGGAAAAAGACACGAUUUGCAAUUCAUCAAUUGCUUCACGGAAGAUGGGAUCAUCAACGACGUCGGUGGCGAGUUGUUCAAAGGCAUGAAACGUUUUGAGUGCAGAGUUGCGAUUGAGAAAAAGCUGGAAGAGCUCGGUUUGUACAGAGGUAAAGCGCCGAACCCGAUGAGACUCGGUCUCUGUUCGCGAUCGAAAGAUGUCAUCGAACCGAUGUUGAAACCGCAAUGGUGGGUAAACUGCGCGGAUAUGGCGAAAGAUGCGUGCGACGCGGUCAGAGAUGGACGCAUGGAGAUUAUUCCGAAAGAGCAAGAAGCGACGUGGUUUCGGUGGUUGGAAAACAUUCGCGAUUGGUGCAUUUCCAGACAGUUGUGGUGGGGCCACAGAAUCCCAGCGUUUUACGUCAACUUUGACGACGAUCAAGAAAACAACGGCUUGCCGGGCGGAACGAGCGAAAAAGUCGACCGAUGGGUCGUCGGGAGAGACGAAGCCGAGGCGCAAAAGGAAGCCGAGAGGAAGUUUCCGGGAAAAAAAUUCACGUUGGCGCAAGACGAGGACGUAUUGGACACGUGGUUUUCGUCCGGCUUGUUCCCGUUUUCCGUCUUUGGAUGGCCAGACGAGACGCCAGAUUUGAGAGAUUUCUACCCGACGUCGUUGCUUGAAACCGGGCACGAUAUUUUGUUCUUUUGGGUGGCAAGAAUGGUCAUGAUGGGCAUGAAGUUAACUGGUAAAGUACCGUUCAAGCAAGUUUUCUUACACGCCAUGGUGAGAGACGCACACGGACGAAAAAUGUCCAAAUCGUUAGGGAACGUCAUCGAUCCAAUCAACGUCAUCGAAGGUAUCUCGCUGGAAGCGCUUCACGAAACCUUGGCUAAUGGCAACUUAGAAGAGAAAGAGUUAAAGAAAGCGACGGCUGGGCAGAAACAGGAUUACCCGCAAGGUAUCCCGGAGUGUGGAACCGACGCGCUUCGAUUCGCGUUGAUGUCUUACACUGGACAGGGCAAUGACGUCAAUUUGGACGUUUUGCGUGUGCACGCGUACAGGCAUUGGUGCAACAAACUUUGGAACGCAAUCAAAUUCGCCAUGGCGAAUUUGGGCGACGCGUACGAACCGGUAGAUAACGAGUACACCGAGUUGGACGUUUCAGACUCUUCCAGUCCGAUUGCGGCACGAUGGAUCAUCUCGCGUUUGAACAACACGUUAUCUAUCGUCGACGAAUCGAUGGAAUCGUACAACUUUAACAUCGCCACCGAUGCUAUUUACCAGUUUUGGAAAAAUGAUUUGUGCGACGUGUUCAUUGAAAUAAUCAAGCCGACGAUGGACGGCAACGACGAAGCGGCAAAAAAGAAAACGAGAGACGCGUUGUGGGUCACACUUGAAGCCGGUUUAAAGAUGUUGCAUCCGUUUAUGCCGUUCGUCACGGAAGAGUUGUGGCAACGCUUGCCGAGAAAACAAAACGCGAACACGCCGCAAUCGAUUAUGAUUGCUGCGUAUCCGAAAGCUCAGGAGAAGUGGGCGAACGAGAAGGUGGAAAAGUCUAUGCGAGACGCGAUCGAUUUUGUUAAAUCCUUGCGAUCCAUGAAAGCCAACUACAACGUUCCGGCGAAAGCUAAACCGAACGCGUACGCGAAAUGUUCGGAUCAAAACGUCGUCGAUGCCAUUCGAGAGAAUUUUAGCGGCAUCCAAGCGUUGGCUUCCGUUGGCGAUAUUACCAUCGACGCAAGCGUUGACGCGCCGGUCGGGUGCGGUGCGGUCGUCAUUAACGAUCAGUUAACAGUCUACCUCGAGUUGAAAGGCCACGUCGACGCGGAGAAAGAAACGAAAUCGGUCGAGAAAAAAUUAAAAUUAAUCUCGGAAUUGAACGCAAAGUUAGAGAAAACCAUGAGCGAAGAUUCGUACGAAGAGAGAGUGCCUGAAAACAUCCGCGCGCAAAAUAGCGAAAAGUCUGAGUUGCAAAAGCAAGAGAUUGCCGCGUUGGAGAAGACGAUUGAAGACUUUAAAUUACUGUUGACGUUGUAA
This is a messenger RNA of Bathycoccus prasinos, 3243 nucleotides long. Its product is annotated as valyl-tRNA synthetase. Gene Ontology annotation, molecular function: valine-tRNA ligase activity; ATP binding; aminoacyl-tRNA deacylase activity. The transcript has a single exon. Bases 1 to 3243 code for a protein of 1080 amino acids. The record is from RefSeq and is a predicted model, not a curated record. Lineage: Eukaryota; Viridiplantae; Chlorophyta; Mamiellophyceae; Mamiellales; Bathycoccaceae. Gene Ontology annotation, biological process: valyl-tRNA aminoacylation. Gene Ontology annotation, cellular component: cytosol.